Pseudoliparis swirei is the source of this 1131-nucleotide messenger RNA. Its product is annotated as LIM/homeobox protein LMX-1.2-like. The record is from RefSeq and is a predicted model, not a curated record. Gene Ontology annotation, biological process: regulation of transcription by RNA polymerase II; neuron differentiation. The coding region runs from base 1 to 1131 and encodes 376 amino acids. Gene Ontology annotation, cellular component: nucleus. The transcript is spliced from 8 exons. Gene Ontology annotation, molecular function: DNA-binding transcription factor activity, RNA polymerase II-specific; RNA polymerase II transcription regulatory region sequence-specific DNA binding. NCBI's taxonomy places the organism in Eukaryota, Metazoa, Chordata, Actinopteri, Perciformes, Liparidae.
AUGCUGAACGACAUUAAAAUAGAAGACCGUCUGCGGACUGAAGCGGGAGAGCUGGACGGCCUGAUGGACGGCGGGGACCCCCUCCGGCGGGCGGUGUGCUGCGAGGGCUGCACGCGGGUCAUCUCGGACCGCUUCCUGCUGCGCGUGGACGACGCGUCGUGGCACGAGCGCUGCCUGCAGUGCGCCGCGUGCCGGCGGCCGCUCACCGACACCUGCUACGUCAGAGGCGCGAGACCCUACUGCAGGGCCGACUACCAGCGGUUGUUUGCCACUAAGUGCAGCGGCUGUCUGGAGAAGAUCUCGCCCACCGAGCUGGUGAUGCGAGCUCUGGAGAGCGUUUACCACCUCGGCUGCUUCUGCUGCGGCGUCUGCGACCGCCAGCUGUGCAAAGGAGACGAGUUCGUCUUGAAGGAAGGUCAGCUGCUCUGCAAGAGCGACUACGAGAGGGACCGGGACCCGCUCGGCCCCGCCAGCCCAGACAACUCGGACUCAGAUGAGAGUGAAGACGAGGACGUGGACGUGAAGUCAGAGAAGUGCCCUGCAGCCGGGAAGAGCAGCGGGGACAGCAAAGACCCUCGGCGGCCCAAACGGCCCCGCACCAUCCUCAACACGCAGCAGAGGAGGGCCUUCAAGGCCUCCUUCGAGGUGUCCUCCAAGCCCUGCAGGAAGGUGAGGGAGACCCUGGCUGCAGAGACAGGACUCACGGUCCGGGUGGUCCAGGUCUGGUUUCAGAACCAGAGAGCGAAGAUGAAGAAGUUAGCGCGCAGACAGCAGCAGCAGCAGGAGCAGCACAACAGCCAGCGGCUCAGCCAAGAAGGGAUGUCGGGUUGCAUGGAGGGUCUACUGAGCUCCUACUCCGGCCACCUAGCCCCCCCCCAGCAGCUGGUGGCCAUGGACCACAGCAGCUACCACCCGGACCCCUUCCAGCAGGGCCUCACGCCACCACAGAUGCCCGGAGACCACAUGAACCCUUACGGCACCGACAUCAUCUUCCACGACAUGGACAGCGACACGUCUCUGACCAGUCUGAGCGACUGCUUCAUGGCUCCGGACGGAGGCUCCCUGCAGGCCCGGGCGGGAAACCCCAUUGACCGCCUGUACUCCAUGCAGAACUCCUAUUUUGCCUCCUGA